Cinclus cinclus is the source of this 933-nucleotide messenger RNA. It is a transcript of the gene LIN7A, whose product is annotated as lin-7 homolog A, crumbs cell polarity complex component. Lineage: Eukaryota; Metazoa; Chordata; Aves; Passeriformes; Cinclidae. The record is from RefSeq and is a predicted model, not a curated record. Gene Ontology annotation, cellular component: cell-cell junction; basolateral plasma membrane; synapse. Gene Ontology annotation, biological process: maintenance of epithelial cell apical/basal polarity; neurotransmitter secretion; protein localization to basolateral plasma membrane. Gene Ontology annotation, molecular function: L27 domain binding. Bases 1 to 933 code for a protein of 310 amino acids. The transcript is spliced from 6 exons.
AUGCCGGCAGCCCGCGCCGGGCCUCGCCGGGCCGCCCUGCGCCCGCAGCAUCGCGGCGGCCCGUGUGCGAUGAGCCGCCCACCCUCGGGCACCUUCUCCGCCCCGCUCGCCUCCUCCUCCCACGGAGCCACCCUCCUCCUCCGCCCCCUCUCCCUGCCAGCCUCCUCCCCGCCCUUCCCCGCACUCCACGCCGGUGCCGGAGCCGCGCGUCAUUCGGGCUCCAGCCCCGCCGCAGACAUGGCGACACUGACAGCGGUCCAGCCGCUCACGCUGGACAGAGAUGUUGCAAGAGCAAUUGAAUUACUGGAGAAACUGCAGGAAUCUGGAGAAGUACCAGUACACAAGCUACAGUCUCUAAAGAAGGUGCUGCAGAGUGAGUUCUGUACAGCUAUCAGAGAGGUGUAUCAAUACAUGCAUGAAACCAUAACUGUUAAUGGCUGCCCCGAAUUCCGAGCCAGGGCCACUGCAAAGGCAACAGUUGCUGCAUUUGCUGCAAGCGAAGGCCAUUCACACCCGCGGGUGGUGGAGCUGCCAAAGACUGAGGAGGGCCUGGGCUUUAAUGUCAUGGGAGGAAAAGAACAAAAUUCACCUAUUUAUAUUUCUCGCAUCAUUCCUGGAGGAGUGGCAGAAAGGCAUGGUGGGCUCAAACGUGGGGACCAGCUGCUUUCAGUUAAUGGAGUGAGUGUGGAAGGAGAACACCACGAGAAGGCAGUGGAGCUGCUGAAGGCAGCCAAGGACAGCGUGAAGCUGGUGGUGCGCUACACUCCCAAGGUGCUGGAGGAGAUGGAGGCUCGCUUUGAAAAGCUGAGAACAGCCCGGCGCCGGCAACAGCAGCAAUUGCUCAUUCAGCAACAGCAACAGCAGCAAACUACACAGCAAAAUCAUAUGUCGUUGUUCUCAAGAAAGAAGAAGCCUCAAUCAAGAGUUCAGUAA